Messenger RNA from Puccinia triticina, 1419 nucleotides. RefSeq lists its product as uncharacterized. Bases 1 to 1419 code for a protein of 472 amino acids. Lineage: Eukaryota; Fungi; Basidiomycota; Pucciniomycetes; Pucciniales; Pucciniaceae. Gene Ontology annotation, molecular function: allantoinase activity. Gene Ontology annotation, cellular component: cytoplasm. Gene Ontology annotation, biological process: purine nucleobase catabolic process. The record is from RefSeq and is a predicted model, not a curated record. The transcript has 6 exons.
AUGAAGAAGACGGCGCGCGGGGCGACGGUAGAGCAAGCGGUGUAUGCGAUCGAGCGGGCGAUGUUACCGAGCGAGGGGGGGGCGGUGAGUGCGCCGGGGCCGGCGACGAUCGAGGCGAGUGUGCACACGGGGCUGAUCACGACGGUGCAUCGCCGGCUGGUGCCUGCGGAGAGCUACGGGGCGGACACGGAGUACCACCAUGUGCCCGGGCCGCUGCUCGUGUUCCCCGGGCUGGUCGACCCGCACGUGCAUCUCAACGAGCCCGGCCGGACGGCCUGGGAGGGCUUCGCGACCGGCACCCUCGCCGCCGCCGCCGGCGGCGUCACCACGCUCGUCGACAUGCCCCUCAACGCCGUCCCGCCCACAACCACCCUGGCCAAUCUGCGCGAAAAGGUGCGGGCGGCCGAGGGCCAAUGUCUCGUCGAUGUGGCCUUCUGGGGCGGCGUGGUCCCCGGCAACCAGGACCACCUCCUGCCCCUCGUCAACGCCGGCGUCAAGGGCUUCAAGUGCUUCCUCAUCGACUCCGGCGUCGCCGAGUUCCCGAGUGUGUCGGAGGCGGACCUGGAGAAAGCGAUGGCCAUCCUCCAGGAUGCAGGGUCGAUGUUGAUGUUCCAUGCGGAGCUGGCCAGCGCCGAGCCGCGCGGGGCGGAGGAGCGGGACCCGGACCUGUAUGCGAGCUUCCUGGCCUCCAGGGCGCCGCGGCUGGAGCAGGACGCCGUCGCGCUGGUGAUCCGCCUGAACAAGAAGUACCCGGGCCUGCGGACGCACAUCGUGCAUCUGAGUGCGGCGGAGGCGCUGCCGAUGAUCGAGGAGGCGCGGCGGGAUGCCGGGCUUCCGCUGACGACCGAGGAAGCAGACGUGCGUGCACUACUUGACGUUAGCGGCGGAGACGAUCCCGGACGGACGGGCGGAGUUCAAGUGUUGUCCGCCGAUCCGGGGGGCGGCGAACCGGGAGCGGCUGUGGAUGGGGCUGGCGGCGGGGACGAUCGGGAUGGUGGUGUCGGACCAUUCGCCGUGCCCGGCGGAGCUGAAGGCCGGCGGGAGCCUGAUGGACGCUGGCUCUGCGAACACCCCGCCGCCUUCGCGCGCCUGGACGACCGCAAGGGCUUCCUCGCGCCCGGGUUCCAGUGCGACCUCUGCAUCUUCGAUCCCAGCCGUGCCUUCCAAGUUGUGUCCUCCCUUAGCUCCCUCCUCAUGCCCUCCUAUUAUACUGACCUCAUCCCAUCCGACAACGCUCGGAAUAAGGUGACCAAGGAAGACCUCAAGUUCAAGAACAAGAUCUCCGCCUACUGCGGGAAACAGCUGUCCGGCAGAGUCGUGUCCACCGUCCUGGCCACCCGGCUGAUCUACGACCUCGACAGUCUUGCGUCUGCGCCCGUCGGCCGCUCGGAAAGGCUGGGGAAGCUGCUGCUGAACUGA